AACCCAGAAGUGAAACUAUCUGCUGCGGAAUGUAAACGCACGUGCGAGUUUGAAGACCUUUGGUUAUUCUUUAAAUUACCCUUAAAUCACCUGAUUAAUCAGCAUUGUUUUGAAAGGAUAAAGCGAACGCGGCCUACUUUGGAAAAGUAGCUGUUUUCGUGUGUGUAUCAGUCAUCAGUUCUUUUUUUGGUGAUCACCGAUAGUUUAACAGACAAGAAAUGAUAUCUGAAAGUGAAGCAUCAGACAGUGAUGGUCCUGAUAACUCACCGGAAAGUUCAAGACAAGCCCCUUUAAGGUUUGAGUGUCCAGUGAACUUCAGCCGAGUGACCACAAGUGUAGAGAAACAGAGUGGACAGGACCUGCUCACGUCUGACUGUCUGCACUCAUCAGACCAGGAACUGUGGGUCAUCAGGGCACCUAAAGAUUUUGACCCAAGAUGUUUGUCAGGACAGAAGGUGAAACUCCACAAAAGCACAACUGUGGAAACUGAGACUGGUUCCAAAUAUGAUUUGCAGGUGACAAAAAACACCCAGCACUUACAGCAAGAAGGUCUGAGUCUUUUAUUGCCCAAUGAACAGGAUGGAAGACUUGCCACAGUGCCACUCAUGCAUGGGGAGAUCAACAUCAUGCAGUCAGUGGCUGUUCCAUCCGUCACCAUCCCUCCCCCUGCUGCACCACUCAACACCCAGCUGCCCGAGGGUCUCAGACCGAGGUUCAAACCAUUCGGUUGGAGAGAACCCAAGCCAGUCAAUAGACACACCUUUGCACAGAGAAGAGAUUCUGUUCAUUCUGAGAAGAAGAAGAAAAAGAAAAGAAAACAUGACAUUGAGGCAGAUAUAGAAGAAGUUGAUUCUUCCAAAAAGAGGAAGACAGAAGAUGUAGAGACUGACAGACUUGUUGCAGACUCAAAUACCUCAACAGAGCUGGAAGACAGAGUGCACAAGAAGAAGAAAAAGAAGAAAGAAAAAAGUGAAGAAGAGGCAACAGAAGCUGCAAUAGAAGACAUCUCUGAAACUCCUGAUUCAAAGAAGAAGAAGAAAAAGAAGAAAGACAAACACAGGGAAAGCAGCGGGGAUGAUGAGCAGAUUAUGAUUGCUCAGGAAGUUGAAGAUUCUGAAGAAACCACAGUGUCCAAAAAGAAGAAGAAGAAAAAGAAGAAGAAAGAAGAGAAAGAUGACUAAAGAGACCAAUGAACUUGUGUACAAAUAACAAUGUUAUACUUUUAUACAAAAGUAACUGAUUAAAGAUCCAACCUCCAAACCACAGAAAGAUGGCAAGAAUGAACUGAACUAUGAGAGUUAGCAGGGAUUUUGUAAUACAACACAUUGUACCAGAUAUGUGAAUACCACAUAGAAUACAUGUAUGUAAUGUCAAGUAUUCUCUGCUUGGUAGAAUAUGGAAUGGACUUUUAAACCAGCAAUGCAGUUGUUUGUAAGGUUCAUGUAGUCUUAACUUUUGUAAGUAUUAAAAGUUGGCUUACUUUCAAAAGGAAAGUAUCUGGUCAAUUACAUAUUAAGCAUCACAUGUUUGUCUUCCAUAUACAGAAAAAUGUUUACAUGUAAUUUAAUGGUAUAAAUACAUUAGCAUUCCCAUGUGUAUAUGAUCAGUACCCUAUCGAAAGUAGGCUGUUUCAGGGUGGAAGUAGAAUUAAUUGUUUUAAAAGUUAAGGAAGAAACUGUAUUACACGAAAACGUUAUAUUACAUGCAAAGAUAUUUACAGAGUU
This is a messenger RNA of Branchiostoma belcheri (Belcher's lancelet), 1724 nucleotides long. RefSeq names its product DNA-directed RNA polymerase I subunit RPA34-like. Gene Ontology annotation, biological process: transcription by RNA polymerase I. Gene Ontology annotation, cellular component: cytoplasm. The record is from RefSeq and is a predicted model, not a curated record. The transcript is spliced from 13 exons. Gene Ontology annotation, molecular function: ligase activity, forming carbon-nitrogen bonds; metal ion binding; ATP binding. Bases 219 to 1181 code for a protein of 320 amino acids. NCBI's taxonomy places the organism in Eukaryota, Metazoa, Chordata, Leptocardii, Amphioxiformes, Branchiostomatidae.